Physeter macrocephalus (sperm whale) is the source of this 5542-nucleotide messenger RNA. RefSeq names its product fructose-bisphosphatase 2 (gene FBP2). The record is from RefSeq and is a predicted model, not a curated record. The coding region runs from base 112 to 1131 and encodes 339 amino acids. Gene Ontology annotation, molecular function: fructose 1,6-bisphosphate 1-phosphatase activity. The transcript has 7 exons. NCBI's taxonomy places the organism in Eukaryota, Metazoa, Chordata, Mammalia, Artiodactyla, Physeteridae. Gene Ontology annotation, biological process: sucrose biosynthetic process; fructose metabolic process; fructose 6-phosphate metabolic process. Gene Ontology annotation, cellular component: cytoplasm; cytosol.
CAGCCAGUACAGAUUUCUAAUCAGCUCUGAUACCGCAGAGCCACUGACCAGCCCUUAGAGAUAAGGCUUUCUUCUGCAGGGAGAAAAGGAUUUGAAAAACUACCCGCCACAAUGGGGGACAGAAGCCCCUUCGCAACGGACAUGCUCACCCUGACCCGCUACGUUAUGGAAAAGGGGCGUCAGGCCAAAGGCACCGGAGAGCUCACACAGCUGAUCAACUCCAUGCUGACGGCCAUCAAAGCCAUCUCCUCGGCCGUGCGCAAGGCCGGCCUGGCCCAUCUGUACGGAAUCGCGGGAAGCGUGAACGUGACAGGGGAUGAGGUGAAGAAACUGGACGUGUUAUCCAAUUCCCUGGUGAUCAACAUGCUCCAGUCCUCCUACAGCACCUGCGUCCUGGUCUCGGAAGAGAAUAAAGACGCACUUAUCACUGCCCAGGAGAAGAGGGGGAAAUACGUGGUCUGCUUUGACCCACUGGAUGGAUCUUCGAACAUCGACUGCCUGGCCUCCAUUGGAACCAUAUUUGCCAUCUACAGAAAGACCUCAGAGGAUGAGCCUUCUGAAAAGGAUGCCCUGCAGCCAGGCCGCAACAUUGUAGCCGCGGGCUAUGCACUCUAUGGAAGUGCAACACUGGUGGCUCUUUCCACUGGCCAAGGAGUGGACCUCUUCAUGCUUGACCCAGCUCUUGGUGAAUUUGUCCUGGUGGAAAAAGAUGUCAAGAUUAAAAACAAAGGAAAGAUUUACAGCCUCAAUGAGGGCUAUGCCAAGUAUUUUGAUGCUGCCACCACAGAAUAUGUGCAGAAAAAGAAAUUUCCCGAGGAUGGCAGUGCUCCCUAUGGGGCCAGGUAUGUGGGCUCCAUGGUGGCUGACGUGCACCGCACCCUGGUCUAUGGAGGGAUCUUCCUGUACCCAGCGAACCAGAAAAAUCCGAAGGGCAAGCUCCGGCUCUUGUAUGAGUGCAAUCCUGUGGCCUACAUCAUCGAGCAGGCAGGAGGCAUGGCGACCACAGGCACCCAGCCUGUGCUGGACGUGAAGCCUGAGGCCAUUCACCAACGAGUCCCCAUCAUUCUAGGGUCCCCGGAUGAUGUGCAGGAAUAUCUCACCUGUGUACAGAAAAACCAGGCAGGCAGGUAGUGAGUCUGACCCCUCAAGCCCUCUUCUCUUUGUGUUGUACCUUGUUAAGGACCCUAGAUGAAUGAUAGGUGAGUGAAUGCUGGUGAUGAGAAACAAAAGGCAAAUCCACCAAAUCACAUCCAGAAGAGCAGCAGCCAAGCACUCACGAUAAGUCUAGAAGCCAGAGGCGAGUCUGUGGUCAGUGUAAAGGGCUAAAAAUAAAACCCACGUGUGAAAAGAACAACUUUGAUUUGUCUUCCGUCAUGAACAGUGGCAAAUAGGGUUGUGAUUCUAAGUCUAUCAGCCCAAGUAAUCAGCAGCUAUCCACCUGUGGGCAAUAGGUACAGAGAUCAGUUCAGAAUUUGUCUUGGUUUGCUUAAAAUUUGAACCUAGUGUCUGAGUCCUAUAGUGAUUAAUUUCCUUUCUUAUAAAAUAGAUAUGUAUAUUUUAUCUAUAUACUUAUAUAUAUUCAAGGUAUAUAAAUAUAUAUAUUAUAUAUAUUUAAAUAUAUAAACGGCUGACUUAAUUGCUUAGAAGUUUUUGUCUUAUUGUGGAUAGGUUUUGAGUUAGAAAUCUCAUGGGUAUUAAAUUCUAAAAUUUUGGAUCAAGGCUUUACUAGGAGCAAUUAUUUGGAUAACCAACAACUAUUUGAAUAGAAAUAUGUGGUCACCUAUUGACAAAACCACAUGCUAAUUGGAAUUAAUAUUUAAAAAUUAAUACCUACUUUUCUCAACCUCUUGACUUUUCCUUUUUAAUAUUUUCAGAAAAUAUUUUAAUCUAUCCUAGGUCCUAACCAGAGUGCACUGGUUAAUGACCCUUCAUUUGUCCAAAUUAUGUCUAGAUUGGGACGGGGUGGCAUAUGCAUCAGAAAUCUCAGCUUGCUUUUCCAAGAGUUGCUAUAUAUGUUUAUGGACCUGGAGGCCAAAAAUACCUAAUGAAAUAUUCACAGACAAAUCCAGAAAUAUUUAAAACAAAGAUACAUCAGGACAAAAUCAGGCUUAACUCCAAAAUUCAAGAAUGAUUCAAUAUUAGAAAAUCCAGGGACUUUCUGGUGGCACAGAGGUUAAGAAUCCGCCUGCCAAUGUAGGGGGACACAGGUUAGAGCCCUGGUCCGGGAAGAUCCCACAUGCCGUGGAGCAACUAAGCCAGUGCACCACAACUACUGAGUCUGCGCUCUAGAGCCCGUUCUCCACAACAAGAGAAGCCACCGCAAUGAGAAGCCCGCACAGCGCAACGAAGAGCAGCCCCCGCUCACCGCAACUAGAGAAAGCCUGCGGGCAGCCACGAAGACCCAGUGCAGCCAAAAAUAAUAAAAUAAAUAAACUAAUUAAUUAAAAAAAAGAAAAUCCAUUAAAUAAUGCAUUAGAUUAAAGCAAAAGGCAGUGGUGGGGAGGUGGGGGCUAGGAGAAACCAUGGGAAGAAACAUUCCUUUCCCACUUUAGCUUUGGACAAGGUGGUUCAUACCACCCAAAGAUGGAUUUCAAUUUGGAUAUAAUUCAGGAUUCAGUAGUGUUCCUCAGUCCACCUCUGCUUGGCAGCAGUAACAGAAGCAGUAAAAGUUAAUAUGUAAUCGAAAAAUUUUCAUCUUCCUCCACAAAACACAAAGAUUUUCUAGGAAAAAUUCUGAUUCUAACCAAUGGGCUAUUAAUGCUUCAUUAGACAUUUCAUCAGAAACUUAUAUCUCAAAGAUUCAAACUGAAGUCUUCACUUCUUAGGAAUAAAUUGAUCUGGUGAGCACAUGGUUUCAGGACUACACAGCCAGGAGGGGAAGGAUUAUUUGGAAACGAAGGUGAAUGAUAGCACCUUCAGUCGUGGUCUGUGUUGCUUUGAUGAAUGUGGUAGGUGGUCAGGGAAAGAUCCAUUCACUCACUACCCUUCUUCAAGCUUGAGACUCUUGGUCCCUGCACCUCAAAUCUAAGAACGGGAAACUAGGGAAGAGUAUGGGACUCGCAUUCCAUUCUCAGUGGCUACAUAUCAAAGAUUUGAGGGCAUUGGUGCCAUGGUGCCGGGGUGACCAGUGCUUUCAUAGGCAGGGUCUGGAAAGACCCUCAGAAAGAAGUUGGGCUCUCUGGAUGAAGUGAUCUGAGAAUCCCUUUCCUCUUGGUUUCUCAUUCCCUCCUGAUUGCCUUCCCAAUUUAGAUGCUUUUGUCUAUCUCAGGAGAAAUCCAGUUGUUCUUUCCAUUUUCCAGCAGCCCCCAAAGUACCGUCUCCAGGUCUGGCCCCACUUGGGGAAGGUGGGACCAUUCACUGGUUUCUAUUGUAUUUUGGGCAGAUGAGCUUCAGCAGCUUGGGGGGCAGACCCAUUAGCACAUCAAAAGGAGAGAAGCAUUUUAAUAGACACUCUUUAAAAAUAAGAAGAAAACAUGGUGUUUCAAAUCAGUGGGACAUGAAUGACUGGUGUUUGAAUAAUAAGCUAGUCAUUUGGGGGGAAAAAAAAGCAACAACACAAAACCUAGAUCCGCAAACAUGUUGCAGAUGCAUUGCAGAAUUAAACAUAAAAAAUAAAACUGUAAAGGUAUGGCAAAAAGAUAAAGAAGAAUCUAUUUAUGACCUUAAACGGGACCAAAAGACACAAAGCAUAAGAGAUAAAAGAAAGACAGAUGUGAAUAUAUCAAAAUAAAAACAAUACACCACGUAGUUAAAAGACAAUUGAUAGCUUAGGAGAAAAUAUUUGUAAUCUAUAACAAAAAAUGAACAUCAGGAAUCAUACAUAUUGAGAGGAAAAGGAAACUAUCCUAGAGAGAUAAACGAAGGCUAUAAAACGGCAAUUUGCAGAAGAGAAAACACAAACAGUCAAUAAGCAUGUGAAAAGAUGGUUAGACUCCCUGGUGAUCAGGGAAACGUAAGUAAAAUAACAUCACUUUUCACUUAUCAGAUUGGCGAGGUACAAUGAAGACUGAAAACAUUUGAUGAAGGGAAAUGACCCCGUUCCCCCUGCUGGUGAGACAGAUGGUGGGGACGGCCUUCUAGGAAGGCAAUUUGGCAGUUCUGUUUAAAUGCACAGCCCCUCCCGCCCAGUAGUCCUACACUUUGGUAUGUAUAAAACAGCCUAUAUUAGUCUUUUAAAAAUUAAGUAUUGCUUGUAAUGGCAAAAAGAUGAGAGCAAUUUAAAUGUCCACCUGUAGGGAGAUAGUUGAUUUGUUGUGCAGCAGUUUAAAUAAGUUGGGAUUUACAAACCCACUCCAGUCUUUUAAGAAUAUGGAAAUAAAUACCUUAAAUAGUUUUAUACAAAGGCAUUCUUAACAUCAAAAUAGACAAAUGCAGAAAGAAAGAAAUAUAUCAGCUAGCACCCUAAGGUCUUUUGUUUCUUUUUAACCUGAUGAGAAUUAACAUGUUCUUUAUUCUCUGGCUUCACUUUCAUGAAAUGAAAUCUAAUCGCCUUUUUUUUUUUUUUUUUUUUUAGUGAGGAAGAGAAUACAAAUGAAAAAGAUAUGGAGGGAAAGUUGGAAAUGGUGGGUGGGUCUAUAAGGUGGGUCUGUAUAUCAGUCAGUGUUCUCCAGAGAAACAGAGCCGAUAGGGGACACACACACACCUAUGUUACAGUCUUUUUUAAAAAAAAAAUAAAUAAAUAAAUUUAUUUAUUUAUUUAAUUUUGGCUGUGUUGGGUCUUCGUUUCUGUGCGAGGGCUUUCUCUAGUUGCCGCGAGCGGGGGCCACUCUUCAUCGUGGCGCGUGGGCCUCCACUAUCGCGGCCUCUCUUGUUGCAGAGCACAGGCUCCAGGCGCGCAGGCUCAGUAGUUGUGGCUCACGGGCCCAGUUGCUCCGUGGCAUGUGGGAUCUUCCCAGACCAGGGUUCGAACCUGUGUCCCCUACAUUGGCAGGCGGAUUCUCAACCACUGCGCCUCCAGGGAAGCCCCUAUGUUACAGUCUUGAGGCAGAAUUCCUGCUUCCCUGGGAAACCUCAGUUUUGCUCUUAAGACCUUCAGCUGACAGAAGAGGCUGCAGGGGUUAAGGACAGGCCGUCUCAAAAUGUGCUCCUUUGGCAUAUGGAUUAUUUUGAGCUGAAGGCACUUGAGAAUCAGCAGAUCCAGGAAGAGCUUUCUGAUCUGCCCUUUCUACCUAAAAGCAGGUCAUGAAAUUUCCCAUGAGAGAUGUGCCCUCCCUGUACCAGGAAGAGAAAUACGAGCUUGUCACCAGAGACUGGGAGUCAACACGGAAAUGGAUCUGUGUGAACAAACCUGCUAAAAUAACCCUCAUCUUCCACUAGUUUUGCACCCCUCUGCCCCCAUAUACAGCUUCUAGUCACUUCCCUACAAUGACUGCCCUUAGGCCAAACCCCUUUGUCUUGUCAUUUUUUCACAAAUUUAUCAUUUCUUCGCCUAAAGGGUAUAAAAGCUUUCAGCUCUGGUCGCUUCCUUGGAACUUCAUUCUCUUGUAAAAGUCCCCAUGUAUGUGUAAAAUUUAAUAAAAUGUGUAUGAUUUUCUUCUGUUAA